AUGGCCGAGUACCAGUGCCGAAAUCCCUUCAUUCUGCGGAGACGACAAUUCGCCUGCAAUGUGAGCGAGUCGGCACAGUCGACGCGGUUCAAUACACCCGAGGUGGCCCCGACAGAGCUUACUCUUAAGGAGAAUUUGGUGGAGGUGGAGCUUUUUGCAGCUGGAUUGAACUUCGAGGCCACACAGGGCGCGGGCGUUGACGUUAUUCUCAACUCUUUGACGGGUGAGUUGAUGGAGGAGUCGUGGCGAUGCAUCGCUGCUGGAGGCACCAUGGUUAAACUUGGGAAACGGAAUAUGCUCGACAGGAAUUACCUGUCUAUGGAGCCUUUGGGUCGCAACGCGUCCUACCGCUGCUUUGACAUGUCUCAUACUCAUGUCUCUGGCCAACUCAUCUCGAGGAAUAGACUCCUUGAUGAAAUCAUGAACCUCAUCAACAAAAGGCAGCUUACGCCAAUUGGACCUAUCAAGACAUUCUCCUUUGCGGAUAUACCCACGGCUUUCGGAUACAUGCGUCGCGCCAAUCACAUUGGAAAAAUCGUCAUUUCCGAUGGACCUGACGCAGAGGUUCAAGUUGAGGCGCUCUUCAAGCCUGGCUCCCAUGUUUUUACCACACGCUUCGGCACAGGAGGUCUAUCUGCUGGUUUCUAUGGAAGGAGUUCUUAG
This is a messenger RNA of Penicillium alfredii, 663 nucleotides long. Its product is annotated as beta-ketoacyl synthase domain-containing protein. NCBI's taxonomy places the organism in Eukaryota, Fungi, Ascomycota, Eurotiomycetes, Eurotiales, Aspergillaceae. The transcript is spliced from 4 exons. The record is from RefSeq and is a predicted model, not a curated record. Gene Ontology annotation, molecular function: oxidoreductase activity. The coding region runs from base 1 to 663 and encodes 220 amino acids.